This is a messenger RNA of Staurois parvus, 408 nucleotides long. NCBI's taxonomy places the organism in Eukaryota, Metazoa, Chordata, Amphibia, Anura, Ranidae. The record is from the annotation of a GenBank genome assembly.
GACUCCGGGCAGAGGCACAUCGGGCUGGACUCCGGGCAGAGGCACAUCGGGCUGGACUCCGGGCAGAGGCACAUCGGGCUGGACUCCGGGCAGAGGCACAUCGGGCUGGACUCCGGGCAGAGGCACAUCGGAUCACCAGGCGAAGCAGCAGGCACCGGGCCACCAGGCGAAGCAGCAGGCACCGGGCCACCAUGCGGAGCGGCGGGCACCGGGCCACCAGGCGGAGCGGCGGGCACUGGGCCACCAGGCGGAGCGGCGGAGCGACAGGUCUCGGGCCCCCAGGCGGAGCGGCGGGCGCCGGACCCCCAGGCGGAGCGACAGGUCUUGGGCCCCCCAGGCGGAGCGGCGGGCGCCGGACCCCCAGGCGGAGCGACAGGCACCGAGUCACCAGGCACGACAGUGGGCUCC